This is a messenger RNA of Prorocentrum cordatum, 2209 nucleotides long. The record is from the annotation of a GenBank genome assembly. Lineage: Eukaryota; Dinophyceae; Prorocentrales; Prorocentraceae.
AGCGUGCGGCAGGUGUGGUGGAGGUCUCCCAAGCUGUUUGCGACGGCCCUGGUUUUGGCGCUCGUCCUGGGCCUCGGGUCGUGGCGCUUCUCCGACGACGAGCGGGCAAGGCAGGACCAGUUCCGCGCGGCGGUCCAGGCCCUUGCCGUGACCUACGCCGAGGAGCUCGCCCGCCAGGUGCGGACGUCGAUCAGCUCGACGCACGCCAUCGCGGCCAUGCUGCAGGUGGACGACGCCAACUUCACGCGGAGCGGCUUCGAGACGAUCGCGGCGAUGCUGAUCGAGACGUACGGGGGCAUCUCCAAUUUGCAGCUCGCGCCCUUUGGCAAGGUCACCGCCGUCGUGCCCCUCGCCGACGCCACGCAGGACAACCGCGGAGUGCUGGGACACAACCUCCUCUCGGGCGGGCACCCCGUUUUCACGCGCUUCGCGCCCGAGUUCGUCCCCAGCGAGCCGUUCCUGGCGGGCGGCGAGGUGCACACCGUGGACUGCUCCACCCCGGCGCUCCAGCUCGAGAACUGCCACUUCCCCGGCCCCGAUGUGGAGGUCGCGGGCGUGCCGGAGCCGACCCACUUCUUCGCCUUUGCCACGAUGGUCUCCCUCGUCCCGACACUGCUCGGCCCCGUGCAGCUCGGGCGCCUCGCCGGCGGCGGGCACAGCGUGGGGGGCACGACCCGCUUCGUUCGUUGCGGCCGAAGCUUCGCCUACCAGCUCCGGACGCGGGUGCCGCACCCGUCGCUGGAGGCGGCCGUGUCGUUGCCCGAGGUGGGGCUCGAGUGGUCUCUGCGCGUGGCGCCGGCGGAGGGCUGCGCUGAGUUCUGGACGCAGCUGGCGCUGCUCGUGCUGGUGACCUGCAUCACCGGGGUGGUGCUCGGCGGCCUCAUCGUCGGGAACGUGCGGGAGACGUUGAAGCGCGCAUGGGAGCUCGAGGUCUACCGCGAUCACAGGCUCCGCUCCCAGGUCGCGGCAGCGACGAGCGACAUCAUGCGGAGCCGUUUCCCCAUGUGCGUCAUGCAGGUGGGCGAGUUCAGGCGGGGCGGCCGGCUCCUGUCUCACGAGGAGGCCCGAGACGGGGGCUCCCUGCUCUUUCUCGACACCACUGCCGAGAUGCAGCGCCUCAAGCGGGACGGCGGCAUCGCCUUCUUCAGCCACCAGUGGACGAGCUUCGUCGCGCCGGACCCGGGCGGGGAGCACUACGCGGCCAUGGUCUCCGCGCUCGACGCGUUGGCCGCCGCGGGGUGGCCCUGCACCCACGUGUGGGUGGACUACCACUCCAUCCCGCAGGCCAACCGCGACCAGCAGCAGAGCGCCAUCAACUCGCUCUCGCUCUACGUCGCCUGCAGCCGCAUCUUCGUCGCCGUGACGCCGACGUGCACGCACCAGGAGCUGGGGGAGACGUUGGACACGGCGAGCUACCGCCGCCGCGGCUGGUGUCGCGUCGAGCAGCUCAGCUUCUUGGCGACCAAUGCCCAGUCGGCGAACGCCUUCGUCUACGACGCGUGCGGGCUACGGCCGCUCUGGGCCUCGACGGAGGACCACGCCGAGGCUCUCGGCAUCUUCGAGGGCAGCUUCACCUGCUGCUCCCGCAAGCACUGCAACGGCCUGCGGUGCGACAAGCAGCGGCUGGUAAACGUGAUGCUGGCCUUGUACUGGAAGCUGCUCCACGCUCAGGCGACCUCACCCGACGCAUCGGCCCUGGUGGCGCUGCUCGCCGACGAGCCGCGCUUCUUCCCAGCCAGCAUGCAGCAGGUCCGGCUGGCGGCGGACGAGUCGCUCUGGGAGGCCGAGGUCGAGCUCUUUGGGGACUUGCUGCCGGUGUUGCACGAGCUCUUCGAGCACCCCGAGCUCCUUUCUGACCGAGACCCGGCGGCGGCGGCGGGCGUCGAGGCGGUGCCCGUGAGGCCCAAGUUGUGGGGCGACGUAGAGGCGGUGUGAGUGAGCCUUCUCCUCCUCCGGCGAGCGCCACACUGUGUGUAUAGCUGCAUGGGACCCCCCACGGGCGCGCGCCUGCCGUCCUCGGCGGGCGCCUCGCGGGCCGACAGGUUCCCGGCCGCGUGCCUGGGGCUGCUCUGCCGGUCGGCCGGGACCUCUGGAGGUGCUCCCCCUCUCGUGCACGCACCCUCUCCUCCGCGCACCCUCAGGCCCAAGCCCGACAGGGGCGACGGCGGCUCCAACUCGACCCCAGAACCCAGACCCCCUCGGGCACGGA